Molecule: messenger RNA, 1494 nt
Organism: Oryza brachyantha (malo sina)
Lineage: Eukaryota; Viridiplantae; Streptophyta; Magnoliopsida; Poales; Poaceae
Product: putative clathrin assembly protein At1g33340
Exons: 1
Coding region: 5-1312 (435 amino acids)
Biological process (GO): vesicle budding from membrane; clathrin-dependent endocytosis; clathrin coat assembly
Cellular component (GO): clathrin-coated vesicle; clathrin-coated pit
Molecular function (GO): 1-phosphatidylinositol binding; SNARE binding; clathrin heavy chain binding
Source: RefSeq, a predicted model, not a curated record
AGACAUGAAGGUGUUCAAGGGCAAGAUUUGGGCUGCGCUAGGCUCACUCAUGGACCAUGCAGCCGCCGCCACGGCGUCCGGGAACACCAAGGCCUCAUCGGCGGCGGCGCCGGACAGGGCGCUUCUUGCCGACAUCGAAGCGGCGGUGGAGCGGUGCACCGGCGGCGCCGGAGGAGGAGGCGGCCGCGGCGGAGGUGGUGGUGGUGGUGGAGGGGACCAUGACGACCGGCACGUGCACGAGAUACUCUUCUUGGUGUCCAACGCGCCGGGCGCGAUCACCUUCCUGUCGCGGCGCAUCACUGCGCGGCUGGAGGCGGCGCGCGCCCCGGCCGCCGCGCUCCGGUCGCUGCUGCUCGUCCACCGCCUCCUCCGCGCCGGCGACAGGUACUUCGAGCAGGACCUCCGCGGCCUCUGGGCGUCCCGGGACCUGCGCAUCGACGCGCCGCGGUGCAGCUGCUCGCCGCUCGUCUCCGGCGCCGCCGCGGGCGAGUACGUCAGCGCCGGGCCGGCCGCCGCCACGGGCACGUGCUCCUUCCUCCACGGCUACUCCGCCUACCUCGAGGAGCGCAUGCAGUGGGUCAUCAACCAGGCGGGCAACCUCGAGCCCGCCCGGCCGCGUCCGCCGCCGCCGGACCGCCACCACCACCAUCACGACGACGGUGACCCGCCGCGGCCGCGCUCGUCGUCGUCGUCGUCCCACGACGCCGCCGAGCCGCUCAUCUUCAAGCUCGCGAUGAGCCAGAGGCUGCUCGACCUCGCCAUCCAGCUUCUUCCCGACAACAACACGAGCGCCGCCAGCGCCGCCGCCCGGUCGGCCUUCGGCAUUGUGCUCCGGGAGAGCUUCAAGGUCUACGACGCCUUCAAGGACGGCCUCGACGCGCUUCUCCGGUCGCGCGCCGCCGGCGCGAUGGCCAGCAAGGCGUCGAGGGCCUCCGCCCACGAGAUACUCAAGAAGGCGUGCGCCCAGACGCCGGAGCUCAAGGAGUUCUACCACAAGUGCAAGAGGAGCAAUGUGAGCAAGAGCCUCGACUACCCCGUCGUCAGGGUCGUCACGUCGGCAAUGGAGCUCAUCAUGCCGCCGGUCGACGAGGAGGCCGACGCCGACGACCGGUGCUGCGGCGAAGAAGAGGCGCCGGGCGGCGACGACGACGACGGCGUGUCCGCUGGCGGUGCACCGUUUGCCACCAAGUUGGAGACGACGAUCAGCACGGUGUGGGUCGAGUUCGACGACGGCGACGACGGCCUGCAGCAUGACGCGGCGGCUGCCGGCGGCGGCGGCGACCAUUCCUUGCAGCCUACCUAUAGUUUGUAGCUGCAUUCACGCAGCUCAUGCAAUGCAACAUGUUGCGAGUGUAUACUAAUUAAUUUUGAUGGCCGGAUUGCUUGUUAAUUAAUUUUCUCUCUAGCUUCUCUAUCUCUUAGUGUGCAAGGAUUUCAUGCAAUUCUGCAAUUGUUAUUGGAGGAUUUGAGUCUUGAUUAAUUCAGCUGACAAGA